Molecule: messenger RNA, 2024 nt
Organism: Tyto alba (common barn owl)
Lineage: Eukaryota; Metazoa; Chordata; Aves; Strigiformes; Tytonidae
Gene: HAGHL
Product: hydroxyacylglutathione hydrolase like
Exons: 8
Coding region: 238-1086 (282 amino acids)
Molecular function (GO): hydroxyacylglutathione hydrolase activity
Source: RefSeq, a predicted model, not a curated record
GCGUGGGCUCCGCCGAGGGUCGCGCUGGGGGCGACGCGACCAGGCUGGGAGGGGGGAAACCGCCCCCACCUCCUCCCCCCCCCCCCCCCCGCUCCCCCGGCGUGUCCUCGCCCUGCGGCUGCGUGGGGACAGGGCCGUCCUCCCAUUUUGCUGCGUGCGGCCGGGGCUGUUCCCCUGUUUUGCUGCGUGGGCCCCCCCCCCCACGCCGUGUCCCACGGCCGGUGCUGGUGGGGGACCAUGAAGGUGAAGGUGAUUUCUGUCCUGGAGGACAACUACAUGUACCUGGUGAUCGAGGAGAGCACCCGGGACGCCGUCGCGGUGGACGCUGCUGUCCCCAAAAGGUUGCUGGAAAUCGUCAGGAAGGAGGACGCGGUGCUCAGAGCGAUCCUCACCACCCACCACCACUGGGACCACGCGAGGGGCAACGAGGAGCUGGCGAGGCUCUGCCCCGGGCUGCGGGUGUACGGCGCCGAUGAGCGGAUCGGGGCCCUGACGCACAAAGUGACCCACGAGCAGGAGCUGACAUUCGGGGCCAUCCGGGUGAGGUGCCUCUUCACCCCCUGCCACACCUCGGGCCACAUGUGCUACUUCAUGUGGGAGGACGGCUCCCCGGACGCUCCGGCUCUUUUCUCAGGUGACACCCUGUUCGUGGGAGGCUGCGGGAAGUUCUUCGAGGGGACGGCGGAGCAGAUGUACACCAACCUCACCCAAAUCCUGGGGGCUUUGCCAAAAGAGACGAAGGUGUUCUGCGGCCACGAAUGCACCGUCCGAAACCUCAAGUUCGCCCUGAAAGUGGAACCGGAGAAUGAAAUAGUGAAGAAGAAACUCGCGUGGGCCAAACAGCGGGAUGACGAGGACUUGCCCACGGUGCCCUCCACGCUGCAGGAGGAAUUCCUCUACAACCCCUUCCUGCGGGUCACGGAGGAGCCCUUGCAGAAGUUCACGGGCAAGACGGACCCGGUGGAGGUGCUGAGGACCCUCCGCACCGAGAAGGAUAACUUCAAGAAGCCCAAGGAGCGGCCCAAUCCCCAGGCCGUGCUGGCGUUCGACUGGGGACUUUUCAGCCCUUUCCUGGAGCAGAAGUGAGCAGCCGCGGCGACCCGGCCGGCUCUGACUUAACCCGUAAGACUUGGCAAGUGGUUUUUGUCUUUAACCUGCUCGUUUGGAGGCUGCUCUGCCUUCGCUCCCUCCAGCGCCGUGCCGGCUCCCCCGGGAGCUCUGCUGAGCGCCCGGUCCCUGCGGGGAGGGAGUACGUGGGUGCCUUCAGCGAGCUGAGGCACCGCCCGACCACCCCCCCCCCCCCCCAGCCCGGGAGGUGUUUUGGGGAGGACACCCACGGUCAGGUUGCGGGGUGCAGUCUCCUCAUUUGUGCAAAAAAAGGGGAGAAGGUCUUCGAGGGACGGUGGUGCUGUGCCCCACGGCCCAGCCAGCGCCCGCUGGGCUGCCACGUGCUCGUGCUCCUGCCAGACCUGGGUGCUCCAUCGCGCUCCACGGGGGGGGCCGGGCUGGUGGGGCAGCCCCCCCCCCCCCCCCCCAAACCCUCCCUUUGCCCCCCUGAGGGCAGGGACGAGGCGCCGGGACUUGGAUGCACAAGGGACGGCGACUGGUGCUUUCGCUGGCGUUCGGCAGCACCGGCGUCGCUCCAGACCUGGGCUGACAGAAAUCCCUCCUUGCAGCGGGGUUUGGAGAAUUUUUUCCCCUCCUCUGCUGUUUUUUUUUUUUGUUUUUUUUUUUUCCUAUUUUUACAGUAGGCCAACACAGAAACAUUGUGCAGGGAUUUGUAACGCGAUCGCCGAUUUACGGGAGCCGUCCACACCGCUUAAACCGUGCCGAGUGCGCUCGGGCCUGGAGGACAGUGUAGUGUGCUCCAACCCGCUGGCUUUGCGAAAUACUUUUCAGGGUGCGACAGUUUUUAGGCAGCAAACAACAACGUGCUGCUGCACAUCCAUUGCUGCUUCCCCCCCCCUCUCCCCAAGAUAAAAAAAUGGGGAAAGGAAAGCAGUUGGCUGCAACUAAUAUUUAUG